Molecule: messenger RNA, 1293 nt
Organism: Eublepharis macularius
Lineage: Eukaryota; Metazoa; Chordata; Lepidosauria; Squamata; Eublepharidae
Product: vomeronasal type-2 receptor 26-like
Exons: 4
Coding region: 1-1293 (430 amino acids)
Biological process (GO): G protein-coupled receptor signaling pathway
Cellular component (GO): membrane
Molecular function (GO): G protein-coupled receptor activity
Source: RefSeq, a predicted model, not a curated record
AUGGCUACCAUAUUAGCUAUCUAUAAGAUACCACAGCUCCAUCAUUUUCUAAGGAUAAUUUUGUUCAACAACAGCGCAGGGGACUCUAUACAGUUCAAUGGCAAUGGAGAAUUAAUUGCAGGUUUUGAUGUUACAAACUGGAUAACAUUCCCAAACAAUUCUUUUGUGAGAAUAAAAGUGGGAAGUCUGGAUCCUCAGGCAUCUCCAGGCAGGGAGCUCACCCUUAGUGACGACCAGAUUGUGUGGCACAGAAGCUUUAACCAGGUGGUGCCCCUUUCUGUGUGCAAUGACCAGUGCCAUCCUGGCUACAGCAGGAAGAAAAAGGAGGGCAAGAAAUUUUGCUGUUAUGAUUGUGCUCCUUGUCCAGAAGGGAUGAUCUCAGACCAGAAAGACAUGGAUUCCUGUGACCUGUGUCUAGAAGACAGUUACCCCAACAACGAUCAAAAUGAAUGCAUUCCAAAGGGUAUCAGCUACCUCUCUUACAAUGAACCAUUAGGAAUCACCCUAGCCAUCCUGGCUGUUUCUUUCUCUCUGAUCACAGCUUCGGUGCUUGGAAUCUUUAUAAAGUACCGCGACACCCCCAUAGUCAAAGCCAACAACCAGAACCUCUCCUACAUUCUCCUCCUCUGUCUCCUUCUUUGCUUCCUUUGCUCCUUGAUCUUCAUUGGGCAGCCUAGAAAAGUGACCUGCCUUCUCCGACAAACAGCUUUUGGCAUCAUCUUUGCUGUGGCCCUUUCCAGUGUGUUGGCCAAAACCAUCACUGUGGUUCUGGCAUUCAGGGCAACCAAACCGGGAUCAAGGGUGAGGAAAUGGGUAGGGAAAAGAGUGGCAAAUUUUAUUGUUCUUUUAUGCUCCUUUAUUCAAACAAUUAUCUGUAUCUUUUGGUUAAGUACAUGUCCUGCAUUUCCUGACAUGGACACACACACCCUGAAUGCAAAAGUCAUACUGGAAUGUAAUGAGGGCUCUGCUUUCAUGUUUUACUGUGUCCUGGGCUAUUUGGGUUUCCUGGCCACUGUCAGCUUCAUGGUGGCUUUCCCAGCCAGGAAGUUGCCUGACAGUUUCAAUGAAGCCAAGUUUCUCACCUUCAGCAUGUUGGUCUUUUGCAGUGUAUGGCUGUGCUUUGUCCCUACCUACCUAAGCACCAAGGGAAAGUACAUGGUAGCUGUGGAGAUCUUCUCCAUCUUGGCCUCCAGUGCUGGCUUACUGGGUUGCAUUUUUUUCCCAAAGUGCUACAUCAUUGUCCUGAGACCAACGAUGAACAACAGGGAGCAGAUAAUAAGGAGAAAAAAUUGA